Cuscuta epithymum is the source of this 2899-nucleotide messenger RNA. NCBI's taxonomy places the organism in Eukaryota, Viridiplantae, Streptophyta, Magnoliopsida, Solanales, Convolvulaceae. The record is from the annotation of a GenBank genome assembly.
ACUCAACAUUGAAAAAUACGAAGUACGCCAUAUAUCCCCAUGGCCAUAUCCCAAGCCAUCAUCAUAUUGGACCAAAUUCCGAUCUCACCACCGCCGGAAGCAAUCACCGGAGUCCCCCUUCCCCUAACACUUUUCGAUAUGGCACCGAUGCUAAUGCCCCCAAUGCAUCAACUCAUAUUCUAUCACCACCCCAUGGGAAGAAUGGACUUUAUGGAUUCCCUAAUUCCUAGUACCAAAAAAUCAUUAUCCCAAAGCCUCCGACAUUAUAGUCCCUUAGCCGGUAGAUUGGUUGUCUCACCUAACAAGACAGACAUGCCGGAAAUUCGUUACGUGGAGGGUGACACUGUUCUGUUGGUGAUCGCGGAGUUCGACUCAACGAACACCAACGGUUUUAACCACUUUGUGUCAAACGAUGCAAAAAGUUCAUCAGACUUUAAUCCAUUCAUUCCAAGACUAAUCCCCGCUUCCCGGGCAUUGGAUGGCUCACUAGCAAUCCCAGUAUUGGCGUUACAAAUAACACUAUUUCCCCAUUUUGGGAUAUGCAUAGGUGUGACCAACAACCACGGAAUGGGUGAUGCGAGUAGCAUCUUCGGGUUCAUGAAGGCUUGGGCUUUCUUUUCUAACCAUCACAAAGACGACAAAGAAACAUCACCUCAAUUUGUACCAGAUUAUGAUAGAACAUUCUUCAAAGAUCUUAAGGAGCUAACAACGAUUUAUUGGGACCGUGUGAAGAACAUCUACUUUGAUGAAACACAUGAUGCUCAUUGCCUCCCGCGUAUCAGUAACAAGGUCCGGUCCACUUCAAUCGUGACACGAGAUGACAUUCAACGACUUAAGAAUCACGCCCUCACGCGAGGCCGUGAUUUGUUGCAUGUAUCAACAUUUACCGUGACUUGCUCAAACACAUGGAGUUGUCUGGUGAGAUCAAGACGCCUGACAUACAAGGAGGACGAAAAUGGUGGGGAGUUAGAAGAAAUGGAGAAUUUUCUGUGCGCGGUUGAUAGUUGGGAACGUUUGGACCCUCCCUUGUCUAAAAACUACUUUGGCAAUUGUAUUGUACCAUGUAUAGCUAGCAUAAGAGAAAAAAGCUUAAUAGGAGAUGAAGGGAUGAUAAAGGCGACUGAGGUGAUAGGAGAGAGCAUUCGUAGCCAAUUAUACAAUAAGAAAAAGGAUGGAGUGUUGAAAGGUGUUGGUGACAAGAUUGCUAUUAUCUCCAAGCUUAACUUCGGUCGAACCUUGACCAUUGCUGGCUCGCCCAAGUUUGACUAUUACGGGCUCGAUUUUGGAUGGGGGAGGGCUAUGAAGUAUGACUUUCCUUCUAUUGAUUUGAACGAGGCUAUUUCUCUUAGUGCAGCCAAGGACCAUGAAGGUGGAUUAGAAGUGGGCGUGACAUUGCCCGUUACACAAAUGCACUAUUUUACCAAGAUAUUCUAUGAGGGCUUGAAAGCUAGGAGGCUAGCUAGCUUAUGAUCAGGGGAGGAUCUAUGUUAGGGCUAUGGUGGGCUGAAGCCCGGAGCAAAGUAAAAAAAUUAUUAUUUUUAAGGUAUUAUGUUUAAAAAUUUGCAUCCAGCCCAUCCCAAAUUUUUCUAUAGCCCAGUCCAAUUUCUCAGCCCAGCCCAUAAUACAAAAUCUUAACAUCUAAAAAUCUAAUCUAAAUGUUAUACACAUCAUCCUCAUACUUAAUAAUUGGCACUUAGUAUAUACAUAUAAGGACUUUAUUGACAUGUUCACAACAACUUUUAAAGUACUUGAGUAUCUUCAAAAACAUUGCUCAAAAGUGAGUUCUUGGGCAUAAGUUCGUAGUGUACAUAAACACUUUUCAUGUUUUGAAUUUGUGAUCCUUUACUUUCUUUCUUUUUUUUAGUCCAAGGGGGUCUGGGGGAAGGGGGACUGGGGGGAGCCUCGAGUAAUCAGGGCUGAAACUCACUCCAUUGAGUUUCGCACCCUUGUGUGCCUAGCGGAUUUCGAACUCGAGACCUCCCACUAGACACGGUAACCUCACAAUCAGCUAGGGUGGAAUGCUUGGUUAUGGAAAUAAUGAAUUCUGUCAAGGUCUUCGAAUUUUUUUAUUUAAUAUCUUGUUAGCCAUGAGAGACAUUUUUCCAUUACACAACCGAUCAUUCUAGAGGAAUUGACAAAAAACGGAUGGGAAGGCUUUCUUGAAGAAGUAAAGGAGUUUUGCUCAAAACAUGAAAUUCAUGUACCGAAGUUGAAUUUUGAAUAUACGGUUGGUCAUUGCAGAAAGAAACUACAGUUGAACAUCAUUAUCACUUUGGUGUUUUCAAUGAGGCAAUAGACUUUGUAUUGAUGGAGUUAAGGACCCGAUUUAAUGAUAAAUCAGUAAAACUCCUUUCUUUGAGUGCUUCAUUGGAUCCCAAAAAUUUAUAUGGGUCAUCCAAUGUCGAUGUUAUUUGUACUCUUGCAAGGAAUUUCUAUCCCGAAAAUUUUAGUAGUCAGGACAUUCAUGCUUUGGAAUUCGAGCUGCAACACUAUGUUCAUGAUGUAUUCAUGUACAAAGUUUUAGUAUCUACAUUUGUUGAAUUAUGUGAGGAGUUGACUAAGAGCAGAAAAUCUGAUUCAUAUGUUAUGAUGAGUAGAUUGAUUUUCCUUUUAUUGAACUUAGUGUUCUUUUGCAAAAUUAGAAUGCUCGUUUUAUGCCAUGAAACUUCUAAAGGCCGCACUCCUCAACAAAAUGGAUGAUGACUUUAUACUGAAAAAUACAUUACUCUUAGUAUAGAUAUAAACUCUAUUGUUGAUUGGUUCGUUUUGUUUCAAAGCCUCGUUGAGAACAAAUUUAAUGGAGAACUCUUAUAUUUGAUUUUUUGUUUAUUUUGAAAAUUUUCAAUGUAUUAUUAUUUAAGUGUUUCAGCCCAGCCCAACAUGAAAUCCUGGAUCCGCC